AUGCCGAAGCCAGAACUGGACCUGGAUGGCCCCGGCGUCACGGUGGCCGCCUCCAGCGGCAGCCCCGUCGCAGGUUCGGCGCCCUCUGGGCCAUCUUCGCCGCCGCGUGGCCAAGUCUAUUCCCCGUCGGACGACCUCGGCUGUGGAGCUAUGGCUGGAGUCUGUUUCGAGCAGAUCGAUGAAAAGGACACCGGUGACUUCAAGUAUGUCGGCUCUGGCCGCGGAGACUACGAACAG
This is a messenger RNA of Symbiodinium sp. CCMP2456, 237 nucleotides long. The record is from the annotation of a GenBank genome assembly. Lineage: Eukaryota; Dinophyceae; Suessiales; Symbiodiniaceae.